Molecule: messenger RNA, 1848 nt
Organism: Xenia sp. Carnegie-2017
Lineage: Eukaryota; Metazoa; Cnidaria; Anthozoa; Malacalcyonacea; Xeniidae
Product: peroxidasin homolog
Exons: 4
Coding region: 1-1848 (615 amino acids)
Biological process (GO): response to oxidative stress
Molecular function (GO): heme binding; peroxidase activity
Source: RefSeq, a predicted model, not a curated record
AUGGUUUCAGAAUAUUUUCCAACGGUGAAAAUUAGUGCAUCAAUAAAGCAUUUAUUCUCGACAGUUUUUUUGAAAAGAAUAAUUGCUAUUUCUCGAUGUCCCAGAAGAAAUAUCAAUGCAUUAUUUUGCAGAACAGAUGUUAAAUAUCGUUCAAUUGACGGAACAUGUAAUAACAUAAAAUAUCCUUAUUAUGGCUCAUCGUCAACUGCUUUCACACGAGUUGUUCCUGCUAAAUACUAUGACCCUGAUGGUAUUAAAGAUCCACUAGGGUUACCCGGAUUGCCUUGUGCUCCUGAUGUACCUAACCCACAAAUGGUCACAAAUGAUUUUGUUGUAAAUCAAGACUAUCCAUCGAGACAUAAAACAAGCAAUCAAUCUCAUUUCACUAUGCAGUGGGGUCAAUUUAUAGAUCAUGAUUUUACUUUAGCUCCAGAGAGCGAAGAUGCAGAGAAAUGUCGUAAAAAAAGGUGUGGUGACGAAACAAAACAAUUUGAGCCACCAUGUUUUACGAUACAGUCACACAAAUCUUCGAGAUGCAUCCACUUUACAAGAAGUUCAGCUGUUUGCAAUAAAAUUAAACUUGGAACUAGGGAACAAAUGAAUGCCAACACUGCAUUUAUUGACGCUUCUCACAUUUACGGAUCAACGUCUGAGUUGGCCAAAAUCCUGAGGGAUUUUUCACCAAACAGAGGUCUGUUGAAAGUUCAAAAAUCUACUCAUGGAGACUUACUACCAGAGGAUACAUCAGAAUUAAUGUUUCCAAACCAUUUAUGUAUACAAACUGGUGGAUGUUUUUUAGCUGGGGAUGUUAGAUCUAGUGAACAAAUGGCUUUGGCAGCCAUGCAUACAUUGUUCGUGAGAGAACAUAACCGUAUAGCCAAGAAGUUACUACAAAUCAAUCCAAGAUGGAGUGGAGACACAGUCUACGAAGAAACAAGAAAAAUUGUAGGAGGGAUUAUUCAAAAGAUAACAUAUAAAGAAUAUCUUCCUCAACUCUUGGGUGUAAAUGCUUUACCAAAAUAUACCGGUUAUAAACCUUGGAUUAAUCCAGGAAUCAUUAAUUCGUUUGCUACAGCUGCUUAUAGAUUUGGUCAUAGCACUAUACGACCGUCGUUUGAUAUUAUUGAUGAGCACUUUAAAAAAGUUGGAGCCCCAAUUCCGUUGAGUCAAAUGUUUUUCAAUAAUACUUAUAUAAAACGCCAUGGAAUCGAUCAUUUGUUACUCGGUCUUUGUGCAUUUCGAUCAGAAAAUGUUGACCGUCAGUUUGCAAGAGGUGUUGUCGAUAAUUUAUUUGAACGAAAGGAAAUUCCAGGACUAAAUUUAGUAGCAUUAAACAUACAGAGAGGAAGAGAUCACGGAUUGCCAGGAUACAAUGUAUUCAGACAAUUCUGUCAGUUAAAAGAUGCUAGAACAUUUGACGACACUAGUAAUGAAAUAUCAGCAAAAAACAGAAAAAUUCUUGCAAAACUUUACAAUAACGACCCAUCAAUUACAGAUUUGUACGUCGCUGGCGUUGCAGAAACGCCGUUGGAAAAAUCACAACUUGGUCCGACAUUUUCGUGUCUUAUAAAAGAACAGUUUAUUCGUCUUCGAGAUGGGGAUAGAUUCUUCUAUUUAAAACAGGGUGUUUUUAAGCCUUCUCAGCUUCAAGAAAUAAAGAAAGCUUCUUUAAGUCGCCUAUUGUGUGACAAUUUAACAAAAGGAAAAAAACUUUCCAUUCAGAAAAACGUUUUCCGUGCUAUAAGUGAUGGUGCUCGUAGAGUGGCCUGCUCAAGUUUACCGAAAAUUAAUCUUUAUCAGUGGAAAGGUGAAUCUAUCUUUACAAAACAUAAGUAUAAUGGAAAAUGA